AGCUCUUCUAAAAAUACUGAGGGCAUGCAGGAGUGUGAGCAGGCUGGGGAGGAGGAGGAGGGUGUGAGAGAGCCUCACACCAUGCUUUCUGGAUGCCAGCUGGGAACAGUUUUGGAAAUGUUCCUCCUGUGAAUGGAGGCACCAUGAACAUUUGGGAAGUGAUCCUGGCUUUCUUAAUUGUGGUGCUCAUCCUCGUCUCGUUGCUGUCCAACGUGCUGGUGCUGAUCUGCUUUCUGUACAGCGCAGAGAUCCGCAAGCAAGUCCCGGGAUUGUUUAUCCUCAACCUGACCUUCUGCAACUUGUUGAUGACUGUUUUGAACAUGCCCUUGACCCUGGCUGGGAUCAUUUACAAGAGCCCGCCGGGAGGAGAACAGCUUUGCUCGAUCGUGGGUUUUCUGGAGACUUUCUUGACCACCAACUCCAUGCUCAGCAUGGCAGCGCUCAGCAUAGACAGGUGGAUAGCGGUGGUGUUUCCUCUGAACUACCAUUCCAAGAUGCGCUACAAAGAUGCUGCGCUCAUACUCAGCUACACGUGGUUGCACUCUGUGUCCUUCCCUAUAGUGGCGACUUCUCUAUCUUGGGUGGGUUUCCAUCAUCUUUAUGCUUCCUGCACCCUGUACAACAAGAGACUGGAGGACAGGACACAGUUUAUGAUUUUCACUGGGGUCUUUCAUUCCCUCAGCUUCCUCCUCUCCCUCAUUGUCUUAUGUUUCACAUAUCUAAAAGUGCUGAAGGUGGCACGCUUUCACUGUAAAAGGAUUGACGUGAUAACUAUGCAGACCCUUGUGUUGCUGGUGGACAUCCAUCCCAGUGUAAGAGAGCGGUGUCUAGAAGAGCAAAAGAGACGGAGACAACGAGCAACCAAGAAGAUCAGCACCUUUAUUGGCACUUUUAUACUUUGCUUUGCACCAUAUGUAAUCACAAGAUUGGUAGAAUUGACGUCCAUAGUCCCAAUCAAUGGACACUGGGGAGUCAUUUCCAAGUGUCUGGCAUAUAGCAAAGCUGUUUCAGAUCCUUUUGUGUACUCUUUGUUACGACAUCAGUACAAGAAGACAUGGAAGGACAUCAUAAACAAAAUCCUUAAAAGAAGUUCAAUAAAUUCAUCAGCCCUCACAAGCGAAUCGCAAAGUCGGAAUAUUUUUCAAGCAAACGAAUAA
Euleptes europaea (tarantolino) is the source of this 1157-nucleotide messenger RNA. RefSeq names its product G protein-coupled receptor 26 (gene GPR26). The record is from RefSeq and is a predicted model, not a curated record. Lineage: Eukaryota; Metazoa; Chordata; Lepidosauria; Squamata; Sphaerodactylidae. The coding region runs from base 93 to 1157 and encodes 354 amino acids. Gene Ontology annotation, cellular component: membrane. Gene Ontology annotation, biological process: adenylate cyclase-activating G protein-coupled receptor signaling pathway. Gene Ontology annotation, molecular function: G protein-coupled receptor activity. The transcript has 3 exons.